Molecule: messenger RNA, 1213 nt
Organism: Gadus macrocephalus (Pacific cod)
Lineage: Eukaryota; Metazoa; Chordata; Actinopteri; Gadiformes; Gadidae
Gene: pth4
Product: parathyroid hormone 4
Exons: 3
Coding region: 94-522 (142 amino acids)
Biological process (GO): bone mineralization; osteoblast development; adenylate cyclase-activating G protein-coupled receptor signaling pathway
Cellular component (GO): extracellular region
Molecular function (GO): hormone activity; peptide hormone receptor binding
Source: RefSeq, a predicted model, not a curated record
UGUGUGUGUGUGUGUGUGUGUGUGAGAGAGGAGCUCUAUAAAAAGCCUUGCAGCACAAUGAUCAGCAGUGAAAGGCUGUAAGUCAGAGCACUGAUGACCCUGCUCGUCCAACCCGGGGCGGACAAGAUGUGGUUUGAUCGUAAGCCUGUGCUGUUCCUUGCUGUUCUUGUUUUGGCUCUGGUCCCGGCUGGCCGGUGUCAGGAGGAUGAGAGCCGUCGCUCGGUGACCGAACACCAGCUCCUGCACGACCGCGGCCGCAGCAUCCAGAGCCUCAGGAGACUGAUCUGGCUGUCCAGCGCCAUGGAGGGCCUCCACACCGCCCAGCCCCGCUCCGCCCCGCUCAUCCCCCCCAAGGCCCUCCGGCUGGGCCUGGGUCCAUCCCUAGGUCCAGGGCUGGGGGCCCGCUUAGGGGGAAGCCCCCAGUCUGUUGGGUCAAACGGCCAGUACAGAGCAGCCAGGGACAACCUGCUCAGAGACUUUUUUAAUCCCUACCUGAUGCCACUGCCAGAGAGAGAGCCAUAGAAUCACAUAUAUAUAUAUAUAUAUAUUGAUCUAUAUAUAGAUCAAUUUAUAUACCUAGUUAUUAUAUAUAAUUGAAUCCAUUGCAUGGACAACAAUACAAAGUAUUGGAUACAUCACUUGUUAUGUUUACGCUCAAUAUGUUAUGGAAUAUUUCUUUCAGUCAUUUUAUUAUAAUUUUCUGAAGUAUUUUUUGAUAUCAGUAAGGUUGCCAUCAUUGUUUAACUUUGUAUUAAGCAAUCUACUAUGUUGUGUAUUUAAAUGCCUUGUAAUAAUAGUAAAUGUUGCUCAGAUAAAUACAUUGCAAUCAUAAUCUGUCAAAUAAUUUGGCAUUGCAUACGUUUUUUCCUCACUAUGUUAGUAGGAACUGUGCCCCUGAUGGUUGAUUUGGCGUCCCCAUUUAAGAACAGAAAGAAGACGCCUUUAAGGUGAGCCAGACGUUGGCCCUGUUUGUGUUCUUGGUUUGAUUCAGUUAUAAAUCAGUGCCAAUUUAAAUACACAAUCAGAACAUUGAGAAGGUCACAAAUAAUAAUUUAAAAUAGCACUUUUAUUUUAAGUAUUAAUAUGAUUUAAGACAUGUUUUGGAUUGUUACAACAUAUGAAAACAGUUAUUAUAAAUAUAGAUAAUAUACAUUGAUGAUAUAUUAUUAUAUCUAUAAUUGUAUUAAUGAAUAAAAGAGGUGAGAUUGUCUUA